CUGGUGGAAUUCAAGCCCAUAGUGUGUUGCAGUUGAAGUAGCAGUGGACAAGUUGUUUGCGUGUCUGCUGAAUUAGAACACCAUGUAAACCCACGUAGCUACCGGUAGAUGGAGGGCACCAUGGGUCGGAGCAGUAGCAGUUCAAUGUCUCAUGGUUUUCCAGUGGUGGGGGUUUGCCUUGCUGCUUUGCUCCUCAGCAAUGCCUUGAUCUACCUGUAUCUGGAUUCUUUGUAUCAGACUGAUGGGCAGCUGGUGUCAUCCCAUAUUGGCUGUGUGCCUCGACAUUUUAAAAUGGCGACCAUGAAAAACUGCACCCCCUGGCUCCAGUGUUCACAGAUAAAUGCCGAAGUCCGUAAGCUGAAGCUGAUUGGCCAGGGAGCUGUUAAGAAGGUCUAUCUGGCAGAGUGGAGGGGUCAGAAGGUGGCUUUGUCCGAACUAUCCUCUCUGGAUUACCUGGAGGAUUUUCUCCAUGGAUUGUCUAUGUUACAGGCCCUGCAGGGCCCCCAGGUAGUGCAGUUGGUGGGGUUUUGCCUCGAAGACCGCACCCAGGUCACCGAGCACCACCCACUUGGCCCCUUGCUUAACCUGAAUGGUGUUCUUGCACAAGAGCAUCACCAGCAACACAACACAUGGCAGAUUCGUCUGAGGCUGGCUAUAGAUUAUGUCUCUAUCCUUCAUUAUCUUCAUAACAGCCCAACUGGGCGACGGGUUAUGUGUGAUUCCAGCAGCCUGGAGAAAACUCUCUCCCAGUUUCUGCUGACAAGUGACUUCCACCUGGUAGUGAAUGAUCUCGAUGCACUGCCUGAGGUGGAUCUGUCCAGAGGCUUGUUGGUGAAAUGUGGUCAUCGGGAGCUCACAGGUGACUUUGUUGCUCCAGAGCAACUGUGGCCAUUCAAAACCAAAGGGAAGCCAUUUUCAGACGAUCUAAUGCCUGAGUAUGAUGAGAGGACAGACAUCUGGAAGAUCCCAGACGUGACUUGGUUCCUAAUGGGAAGGGUACCUGGAGGGGAUGUAGUUCACUUCCAACUGUUUCAGAUUCACGAGGAGUGUAAGAAGGAAGACCCCAAGCGCCGCCCUUCAGCACUGGAUGUUUUGAAGGUGUACAAAUCAGUCUACAGUAGCAUGGUGCGGGACCAUGCUGGCUUUAGAGACAUGCUGUAGAAUACGUGUCUCUAUAACUGACUCGCUUACAAAAACCAUGAAUGUGAAAUAAAAAUUCAAGCUGCAGUUUCAACAAUGUUGUGCAGUUUAAUAAAUGCAUAUAAGUUUGGAACCAA
This is a messenger RNA of Anoplopoma fimbria (sablefish), 1277 nucleotides long. RefSeq names its product protein O-mannose kinase (gene pomk). Lineage: Eukaryota; Metazoa; Chordata; Actinopteri; Perciformes; Anoplopomatidae. Gene Ontology annotation, molecular function: protein kinase activity; carbohydrate kinase activity; ATP binding. Gene Ontology annotation, biological process: carbohydrate phosphorylation; protein O-linked glycosylation; protein phosphorylation. The transcript is spliced from 3 exons. The coding region runs from base 109 to 1161 and encodes 350 amino acids. Gene Ontology annotation, cellular component: endoplasmic reticulum membrane. The record is from RefSeq and is a predicted model, not a curated record.